Esox lucius (northern pike) is the source of this 931-nucleotide messenger RNA. RefSeq names its product H-2 class II histocompatibility antigen, A-U alpha chain-like. Gene Ontology annotation, cellular component: membrane; MHC class II protein complex. Gene Ontology annotation, molecular function: MHC class II protein complex binding. NCBI's taxonomy places the organism in Eukaryota, Metazoa, Chordata, Actinopteri, Esociformes, Esocidae. Gene Ontology annotation, biological process: immune response; immunoglobulin production involved in immunoglobulin-mediated immune response; peptide antigen assembly with MHC class II protein complex. The coding region runs from base 5 to 727 and encodes 240 amino acids. The record is from RefSeq and is a predicted model, not a curated record. The transcript is spliced from 4 exons.
UUGCAUGAUUUGCUGUUGUCUAAACAUGAAGACUCCUAUGAUUUUCUUCGUCCUUGCCUCUGUGGUCUAUACAGAAGGAAAAUUUCUGCAUAUUGAUUUAUCUAUUGAUGGAUGCAGUGAUUCAGAUAGAGUUAAUACGAUUGGAGAGGAUGGUGAUGAGCUAUGGUUUGCAGACUUCAACAAACACCAGGGAGUGGGGGCAUUGCCUCCAUUUGCAGAUCCAAUCAGCUUCCAAGGAUUAUAUGAACGGGCUGUAUCCAGCCAACAGAUAUGCAAACACAACCUGGUUGUAGAUUCAAAAGCCUUUAAUAAACCAGAAGAGAAAAUAGUCCCUCCUCACAGCAGCAUCUAUCACAGGGAUGAUGUUAUUUUGGGGUUGGAGAACACUCUCAUCUGUCAUGUUAGUGGGUUCCACCCACCACCUGUGAGAAUCAGAUGGACCAGGAACAAUCAGAAUGUAACAGAGGGAAUACGUAUCAGCAAUCCCUACCCCAACCAGGACUUCUCCUAUAGCCAGUUCUCCAGUCUGACCUUCACUCCAGAGGAGGGAGACAUCUACAGCUGCACCGUGGAUCACAAAGGCAUUUCUGAGCCCCAGACACGGAUUUGGGAGCCUGAGGGGACCCAUCCCAGUGUGGGUCCUACAGUGUUCUGUGGAGUGGGUUUGACUCUGGGGCUGCUGGGAGUGGCUACCGGAACAUUCUUCCUCAUCAAAGGGAACAGGUGAAACUGAGACUACAGCUGUCAGAGCAUCAUGGUCUAAUCUGUAUACAUAUGGAGGAUUCUGCUCUAAUUUAAAGUAUGUUAUUAUUGUUUAAAGUGUAUAUGUACUCAAGAUGAGAGAAAUAACUUUUUGUCCCUAGGAAUGUGAGGGUAAACUGUACAGAUAAUGUGUGAGGAAAGUGUGUACUCUGAAAAUCUCUCUCUUCUC